AUGGAGGAACCGAUGGUGUGGGCCGGUAGCGAGGACAAGACCAUCUUUGUCAUCGAUCCACGCACCCUCAACAUCAUAAAUACAAUCAACCAUCCCGAGAUGCUCAUGAUCAACUCGCUGAAAUCGAUUGCCAAUUCGAUCUGGUCGUGUUCGCGUGACUCUUCGAUCAGAAUGUGGGACCCACGCACCUACGAGUGCAAGGGUGUCCUCGACCAAUACCACACCGACGCUGUAACCGACGCCGUCUUUUGCUUCAACAGCCGAAAGGUACGCUGGGAAUUCUGGAGUGCCAGCUACGACAAGUCCAUAUGCAUCUGGGUAGUUAGUUCCGAUAGUUUACAACCACCACCACCAAACAUCUCUGUCUAA
This is a messenger RNA of Heterostelium album PN500, 369 nucleotides long. RefSeq names its product RhoGAP domain-containing protein. The transcript has a single exon. The record is from RefSeq and is a predicted model, not a curated record. NCBI's taxonomy places the organism in Eukaryota, Evosea, Eumycetozoa, Acytosteliales, Acytosteliaceae. Bases 1 to 369 code for a protein of 122 amino acids. Gene Ontology annotation, molecular function: protein binding.